Messenger RNA from Urocitellus parryii (Arctic ground squirrel), 2798 nucleotides. RefSeq names its product guanylate cyclase 1 soluble subunit alpha 1 (gene Gucy1a1). Gene Ontology annotation, molecular function: guanylate cyclase activity; heme binding. Lineage: Eukaryota; Metazoa; Chordata; Mammalia; Rodentia; Sciuridae. Gene Ontology annotation, cellular component: guanylate cyclase complex, soluble. Gene Ontology annotation, biological process: response to oxygen levels; cGMP biosynthetic process. The record is from RefSeq and is a predicted model, not a curated record.
GCAGAGUCAAACCACCAUCGGGUUCCUAGGCAGAGUUUUUCUGCACUUUUCCUGCACUAGAUCCUGAGGCAAAAACCAGCGAGCAGCCUGGGAAGGAACUCCUGGCAAAGGACACCUGGGAGGGAGUGUGUGCUGCCUGCGACUGAGUGACCCAGGUUUUGCGUGACUUCACCAUGUGCGGAUUUGCAAGGCGCGCCCCAGAGCUCCAGCAGAUUUGGAAACACGGUCCCCAGGUCUGGGAAAYCGCUAAACACACCGGUCAACAGUGUUCUUGAAUUGAUAGUGGCUGUUGCUUAUCAGGACAGCAGUUCAGACAGUGGAAAUCACAGCAGAGAGAGCGCCAGCAUCAUGUUCUGCACAAAGCUCAAGGAUCUCAAGAUUACAGGGGAAUGUCCUUUCUCCUUACUGGCCCCAGGUCAGGUUCCUAAAGAUCCAGCAGAGGAGGUAGUAGGAGGUGCGGAGAGCUGCAAAGCAGCCCUGCCCAUCUGUCAAGACAUCCCUGAGAAGAACGUACAAGGAGCACAUCCACAAAGAAAGACCAGUCGGAGCCGAGUCUAUCUUCACACCUUGGCAGAGAGUAUUUGCAAACUGAUUUUCCCAGAGUUUGAACGGCUGAACCUUGCACUUCAGAGAACAUUGGCAAAGCAUAAAAUAAAAGAAAGCAGGAGAUUUUUAGAAAGAGAAGACUUUGAAAAAAUAAUUGCAGAUCAAGCAAUUGCAGCAGGGGUUCCAGCGGAGACCAUCAGAGAAUCCCUCGGUGAAGAGCUCUUUAAAAUUUGCUAUGAGGAAGACGAACACAUACUCGGCGUGGUUGGAGGCACCCUGAAAGAUUUUUUAAACAGCUUCAGCACCCUCCUGAAACAGAGCAGCCAUUGCCAGGAAGCAGAAAAGAAGGGCAGGCUUGAAGACGCCUCCAUUCUAUGCCUGGAUAAGGAGCAKGAUUUCUUAAAUGUUUACUAUUUCUUCCCCAAGAAAAUCACAUCCCUGAUCCUUCCCGGUGUCAUUAAGGCAGCUGCUCACACACUGUAUGAGACCGAAGUGGACGURUCCUUGAUGCCUCCCUGUUUCCGGAGUGAUUGCACGGAAUUCGUCAAUCAGCCCUAUUUGUUAUACUCUGUCCACGUGAAAAGCACCAAACCGUCUCUGUCCCCCGGGAAACCCCAGUCCUCCCUGGUGAUCCCCGCAUCGCUCUUCUGUAAGACCUUCCCAUUCCAUUUCAUGUUUGACAAAGAUCUGACCAUUCUGCAACUUGGCAAUGGCAUUAGAAGACUGAUGAACAGGAGGGACUUUCAAGGAAAGCCAAAUUUUGAAGAAUACUUUGAAAUUCUGACUCCCAAAAUCAACCAAACCUUUAGUGGGAUCAUGACAAUGUUGAAUAUGCAAUUUGUCAUACGAGUGAGGAGAUGGGACAACUCUGUGAAGAAAGCUUCAAGGGUUAUGGAUCUCAAAGGCCAAAUGAUCUACAUUGUUGAAUCCAGUGCAAUAUUGUUCUUGGGGUCACCCUGUGUGGACAGAUUGGAAGAUUUUACAGGAAGAGGGCUCUACCUCUCAGACAUCCCAAUUCACAACGCACUGAGGGAUGUGGUCUUGAUAGGGGAACAAGCUCGAGCUCAAGAUGGCCUGAAGAAGAGGCUGGGGAAGCUGAAGGCCACCCUUGAGCAAGCCCACCAAGCCCUGGAGGAAGAGAAGAAAAAGACAGUAGACCUUCUGUGCUCUAUAUUCCCCUCUGAGGUGGCUCAACAACUGUGGCAAGGGCAGGUGGUGCAAGCCAAGAAGUUCAGUAAUGUCACCAUGCUUUUCUCAGACAUCGUUGGGUUCACUGCCAUCUGCUCCCAGUGCUCACCACUGCAGGUCAUCACCAUGCUCAAUGCCCUCUACACUCGUUUUGACCAACAGUGUGGAGAGCUGGAUGUGUACAAGGUGGAGACCAUUGGUGAUGCAUAUUGUGUAGCAGGGGGAUUACACAGGGAGACUGAUACCCACGCCGUCCAGAUAGCCCUGAUGGCCCUAAAGAUGAUGGAGCUCUCUGACGAAGUCAUGUCUCCCCAUGGAGAACCUAUCAAGAUGCGAAUUGGACUGCAUUCUGGAUCUGUUUUUGCUGGAGUUGUUGGAGUUAAAAUGCCCCGUUACUGCCUUUUUGGAAAUAAUGUUACUCUGGCUAACAAAUUUGAGUCCUGCAGUGUGCCACGAAAAAUCAAUGUUAGUCCAACAACCUACAGAUUACUCAAAGACUGUCCUGGUUUUGUGUUUACCCCUCGAUCAAGGGAGGAACUUCCACCAAACUUCCCCAGUGAAAUUCCUGGAAUCUGUCAUUUUCUGGAUUCUUAUCAACAAGGAACAAAUUCAAAACCGUGGUUCCAAAAGAAAGACGUUGAAGAUGGCAAUGCCAAUUUCUUAGGCAAAGCAUCAGGAAUAGAUUAGUGAGCUAUAUGCUUGUUAGUCUUUGGGUCUGACUCCUUCAAGAAUGUGUAGAGUUUCUGAAAGCACAUURGAAUUGCAGAGACUCAAGAGCAGUAUUAAAAUUUCAGGAGCUAAGUCAUAAUCUACCCUUUCCCCAUUUAACAUGACAAAAAUAUAUUCCUUUCAGUACUUCAGUUCUUCAAAGAGAAACCUCAAUCAGUGACUUCUGAAGGUGUAUUUCUGUAAUAUAACAAUCACUUAACUGCCUGCACUCUGAAUUCAGCACGCAUUGUACAUAUAUCAGGCAAUUGUAGUCAACUGUACAAAGUGAUGCAGUCACCUGAAAUCUUGUGUCCUGGUGCAAUGUCAUGGUUACUAAAGUGUAUUUGUGAUAGUGU